UGUUUUCAUCUUUCACACAAAAUAAAACAAUCUCCUGAUUUCUUGCAUUUUCAUUAUUUUUCAGACUGAAUACAUAUUCAGAACACAAAGACUUAAAAUGGUACAUGUGGUCUUGCUCAAAAGUCAAGCUCAAAAAUUGCACAAAAGAGCUAAAAAGAAAAAUAAUUAAACUGUAAUUUAUAUGCAUUCAUAAAGUCAACAGGUAAUCUUAUAAUCUUGUCCAAGUUUAAGUGUUAGAAAAAUAAAUGCAUUUUAACACAUUUUGCCAUACCAAAAGUGGACGUUUCUGUAGAAUGACCCAUAUCGUUGUGUAAGGCAAGGCAAGUUUAUUUAUAUAGCACAUUUCAUACUCAAAAGUAAUGAACAGUAAAGUGUAAUGUACACGAAGACAUGAAAAAAAAAUGUAAGUCCAUUAAUGAAGAUGAGUGUAAUAAAAUUGAAAGGAAACAGGAAGUAUUGAACACAUCUGAACACCUUCAAAUGUAUUCAAUACUUGCUUGUGGACAAAUAUGUCCCCGUAUCAUCAUGGUGAUUAUAAGAGACUGUUUCCUACAGGUGUGUUAGACAUGGAUCCCUUGUUUCCCACCUUGUGCAUUUUAGACACAAGUGUGCCACAAAAUAGGCAACAAUGCCUUCUUAAGGCUUCAAAGGAGGCCAAGGCACUGGCAUCCCGAAACACAUGCUAUAAUAGAAAGACAGGCCAGGAUAAAAAGACAGCUUGUGAGGAAGCCAAAAAGAGAUGUCAGCCCAUUACCUUGACUCCAUCAGAGGUGCAGUACCUUGGCCAGCUCCAGAUUACAUUUGGAAAAUACAACGGCCAAAGUUUUAAAUGGCUGGUGGAGAACGACGUUGGCUACAUUAAGUAUCUGCUUGAUAUGCACAUAAAAGAACGUCGCCAUCAUGAAAGAAAAGCGAGCCCUGACGAGUGGGUGAAGGAUCUCCUGCUGAGGUACGUGCAGCUGUUUCCACAGGUCUCCUGCCACCUAGAGAUCAAUGUGGACAGGGCUAUUUAUGGGCAGGGCCGCUUCAGGUCAUUCACAUUCCAGGAGAUGUGGCAGUGGUACAGCCUGCACAAGUCUCUUCAGGAUGACCCACAAGCCGGGACCGACCAUGAAAGGAAAAUGGCAAAGGAGGCGCACUGCUCUGUGCAGCAGUGGCUGGUGAUGAAGGUGGAGGACAUCACCACCAAGUCACUGAAGCGCUUCAGGCAGUACAUUCUCGACAAAGAGAAACCUCCACAGGACAGGGACCCUCCCGCAGCAGCUGCCAGCUCAUCAGGGUCCAAAGGUGAUGGUGGCUGGGCGGAUGACGCUCUGCUGGUGGAAGCUCUCACCUCCUUUGAAAGACAAGCAGCUGGGGAAGCUGUGGGUAGAAAAAAGUCGCCAGAAAAAGGCUCCCAUCCGGAUCUUCCACAAAAGCCAUCCACAGGCUACAUUUCACCGUAUGCUGCUCCUGCAGCUGCUCCUGCAUCAGCUCCUCCAGCAGCUCCUCAGCUCCUGCAUCAGCUCCUCCAGCAGUUCCUGGAUCAGCUCCUGCAUUAG
Messenger RNA from Carassius auratus (goldfish), 1541 nucleotides. RefSeq lists its product as uncharacterized. Lineage: Eukaryota; Metazoa; Chordata; Actinopteri; Cypriniformes; Cyprinidae. The coding region runs from base 510 to 1541 and encodes 343 amino acids. The transcript is spliced from 7 exons. The record is from RefSeq and is a predicted model, not a curated record.